CUUUGUGACCUUCAAACCUACCUGCGGGUACCUCCCAGGCAAUAGAGACAGAUUAUCAGAUAUUGGUAGCAGUAGCAUUAUUAGCCAAAGUGCAAUAACACAUGCAGCAACAAUGGCACCUGCUUCCAGGGUUCAUGUAAUUUUGGUGGUGUUGGUAUGUUCCCGACUGUCUAGUGUGAUGGGAACCAAUGCUACUGAAUCUGUGGUGGAUGUUGCUGCAAACCUGAAUGCUAGUAUAUUUGUGGAUUUUGUGGAGAAGCUUCCAGAGUCUCUGUCACACUAUCUGAAGAAUGGAAAAGGACCCUUUACCCUCUUUGUUCCCACCAAUGCAGCUUUUGCCAAGUUGCCUGCUAACAUAAGGAAUCAACUCCAAACCAAUAAAACCUACAUGAUGGAUGUCAUGUCUUUUCACAUUGGGGAAGGAUUGGAACUGAAGACAGACUUCAUCAAUGAAAGGCUGAUACCAACCCUGUAUUCUGCUAAUACACAGAAAAGGGUGCGGCUGAAUGUGUAUCAAAAGCCAGCAGAGAAAGUGUAUACGGCCUCUGGUGCUCCAGUGAGCAGAUUUGAUGAGCUGGCCUCCAAUGGGGUGGUCCACCUCCUGGACCAGGUGAUGUACCACCUCCCCUCACAGUCUGCCGAUGAUGUCAUUGUUAUUGCGCCGGAAUAUUUGCAGCUGGACUACCUGAUUGAGAUGUCGGGACUCAAUGCCACUACAAUAGCUGGAGGUGGCCCCUUCACUUUCUUUGCUCCCACCAAUGAAGCCAUAUAUAGCCUUCCCCCAGGGGCGAUGUACGAGUUUGAAGUGAAUCACAUGGCACUCAUAGCUGUUCUCCAGCACCACAUAGUGAAGGGGACAUAUUAUGCAGCAGGGCUGUACAAUGGACAGAUAUUACAGAGUUACCUAGGGCAGGAUUUAAAGGUUAUCCUGAAUGGAACUGUGGUACUUGAGAGUGUUGAUAGUCCUAAUACUGUAACCCAAGUGACAUCAGCAGAUGUCUCUGUCACAGAUGGAGUCAUGCAUGGUGUCAACAGGAUGAUGCUUGUGCGCUAUAACUAGAUUUUUUUUUUUCAAAAGUGUCCUCUAAGCACCUAACAAGGGGAUUUAAAUUAUGAUUUCUUUUUUCAUUUUUUAUGGAGAGAACAUAUCGUCGUAUAGCAAUUCAAACAGGUAACUGGUAGCAUUACUUUCUUGAUCAGUAUCAAGAUGGAUUACCAGUCAUCAGGUGGGUGCAUCUUUCUGAUUCAUGGACUCCCCAAAUGCUUAGAAUUGGAAACUGGGACCAUAAGUAAUUUCAAUUCACCACUGAUACCUGAACAUCGAACCAUGUGAAAGUGUACAGGGAUGAGAUUUAUUUUUUUUACUUUUGACAGAUUUCUGACUUAAUGGGAGCCAAAUGUAUAAUUUUUGAGUUUGAUGCAGAACUGCAACAAAAACUGUUUAAAGGGGGGGGGGGG
Molecule: messenger RNA, 1458 nt
Organism: Lingula anatina
Lineage: Eukaryota; Metazoa; Brachiopoda; Lingulata; Lingulida; Lingulidae
Product: transforming growth factor-beta-induced protein ig-h3-like
Biological process (GO): cell adhesion; extracellular matrix organization
Cellular component (GO): extracellular matrix
Molecular function (GO): cell adhesion molecule binding
Source: RefSeq, a predicted model, not a curated record